This is a messenger RNA of Calliphora vicina (urban bluebottle blowfly), 2192 nucleotides long. It is a transcript of the gene hfp, whose product is annotated as Poly(U)-binding-splicing factor hfp. NCBI's taxonomy places the organism in Eukaryota, Metazoa, Arthropoda, Insecta, Diptera, Calliphoridae. Gene Ontology annotation, molecular function: RNA binding. The coding region runs from base 330 to 2123 and encodes 597 amino acids. The transcript is spliced from 7 exons. Gene Ontology annotation, biological process: mRNA splice site recognition; regulation of alternative mRNA splicing, via spliceosome; alternative mRNA splicing, via spliceosome. The record is from RefSeq and is a predicted model, not a curated record. Gene Ontology annotation, cellular component: precatalytic spliceosome; catalytic step 2 spliceosome.
GGUUCCAAUGAAAGAACAAGGUCACCAAGAUCCGAUGACAAUGGCAACGAUUCUGUGUCUCCAAAAAAAUUUCGUACUGAUUCUGAAAAUUACCAAUAUUCUAAGAGGUGAUGGUAUAAGCUUGAUCUAUGUUGAAAACAAGUCCAUUACGCCAACCAAUCUUGGUCAGUAGCAAUGUCUUCUUCCCUGCACACAGACGAAAUUACGGAUCUUUUUAUUUUUUCUUUUCUUUUCGUAUAGACUACAUAUGUAUAUUAAAUCUUAGUCCGAGAAUAUUCAUUGAUACGAAUAUCGAGAAUAGCUGAUUGCCGAUAUCCAAGGGAAAAAAUAUGGAGUCUAAAAUACCCUACAUUUCUCAACCUAUUUAUGAUUUAAAACAAACUGGUGAUGUGAAAUUUGGACCCGGAACUAGAUCAGCAUUAUUAGGGUUACUUGGUGGCGCUUUACCAAAGUUGUCUUCAGAACAACACGACACCGUUAGAAAAGCAAAAAAAUAUGCUAUGGAACAAAGCAUAAAAAUGGUUCUUAUGAAGCAAACCCUGGCUCAUCAACAACAGCAAUUGGCUUCUCAGCGAACGCAAGUACAGAGGCAACAAGCUUUGGCACUUAUGUGUAGGGUUUAUGUUGGAAGUAUAUCAUUUGAACUGAAAGAAGAUACAAUACGAGCUGCAUUUCUUCCAUUUGGACCUAUAAAAUCGAUUAAUAUGUCAUGGGACCCAAUAACUCAAAAACAUAAAGGUUUUGCCUUUGUUGAAUACGAAAUACCUGAAGGUGCUCAACUGGCAUUGGAACAAAUGAAUGGAGCUUUAAUGGGUGGUCGUAAUAUUAAAGUAGGUCGCCCCAGUAAUAUGCCGCAAGCUCAACAAGUAAUUGAUGAAAUACAAGAAGAAGCGAAAAAUUUUAAUCGAAUUUACGUGGCCUCCAUUCACCCUGAUUUAUCUGAAGAAGACAUUAAAAGCGUUUUUGAAGCUUUUGGUCCAAUAUUGUAUUGCAAAUUGGCACAGGGAACUUCCUUACACACACACAAGGGAUAUGGAUUUAUUGAAUAUGCAAAUAAACAAGCCAUGGAUGAAGCAAUAGCAAGCAUGAAUCUUUUUGACCUUGGUGGCCAACUCCUAAGGGUUGGCCGUUCAAUAACUCCACCAAAUGCAUUAGUGAGCCCAGCUGCAAACUCAACCAUGCCUACAGCUGCUGCUGUGGCGGCAGCAGCUGCAACUGCUAAAAUUCAAGCAUUAGAUGCAGUUGCAAGUAAUGCGGUUCUUGGUUUAGCAGCCGCUACACCUUCCCUCGGAAUGUCGCCACUUACCGCUAAAGUAGCUACUUUGCCACUAUCAACACCUGGAAAUAGUUUACAUUCCGCUAUUUCUCUACCCACAACUGCUGGUGCUUCGUUUAUAUCCACUGGUAUGUUCCAAACUCCAAGUAUUGCUUCAAAUAUUAUUGCUGCUUCAGCUUUGCAAGCAGUUUCUACACAAGCUAUUAAUGCUGCUACAAAAUCAAUAAUAGGUUCAGGUUCUAAUGUGACUGUUCCAAUUAUUGGUAAAUUUAAUGCAGGAGUUUCAGAAGUAGCCCCUUUGACAACACUUCCCGGUCCAGUUGUGUCAUUAGCUAAUGCUAAUGCAACACCUCAACCAAGCGUCAUAACUAAUCAGCCAGAUCAAAUGAAAAAACCUCAUGACAAACAACAAGAAGAAUUUCAAAAAAAAAUUUUGGAAGAGGGAGAGACGCAAACUCUACAACAACAAGAAAGCAUGUCUAUAAAAGGUCAAAGUGCCCGACAAUUUGUUAUGCAGCGUCUAAUGAGGCCACAAGAAUCGAAAGUUAUAAUACUACGUAACAUGGUUGGACCAGAAGAUGUGGAUGAAACACUUCAAGAAGAAAUUCAGGAAGAAUGUACUAAAUUUGGAAAUGUCAGUCGCGUUAUUAUAUUUAAUGAAAAGCAAACGGAAAAUGAAGACGACGAUGAAGCUGAAAUUAUUGUUAAAAUUUUUGUUGAGUUCUCUACAAAUGCUGAAGCUACUCGUGGUAAAGAUGCAUUGCAUGGUCGUUUCUUUGGGGGUCGUCGAGUAAUUGCAGAGCUAUAUGAUCAAUCGUUAUUUGACCACGGAGAUCUGUCCGGUUAAUAAAACUACUUCUAUUAGUGGAGUAUUACUCAGCUUAUAUUCUAAUAAAAAUGUAUACCAACACUAAAA